Molecule: messenger RNA, 2796 nt
Organism: Theileria parva strain Muguga
Lineage: Eukaryota; Apicomplexa; Aconoidasida; Piroplasmida; Theileriidae
Gene: TRAP
Product: von Willebrand factor type A domain protein
Exons: 5
Coding region: 1-2796 (931 amino acids)
Source: RefSeq, a predicted model, not a curated record
AUGAACGUUUUAAAAUUUCCCAUCUCUUAUCUAAUCAUUCUGAUACAAUUUUCAUACAACAAUGUGUUAUGUCACCCUGUAUCUGAGGAAUCUAAUGUUUUGCGAUCUCCGAAAACAGUGUUUUCACCCCAACUGACCAAAAGCCUUAAGGAACGUUUAAAUCACUUCGGUUCACUGGGCCCUUCUGAUCCUUACAACUCCAAAAGGACUGAAAAAGUUACAGAAAAUUUGUCUAAAGAAGAAGAAACCCGACCCAAGGAAGAAGACACUGAAGUCAAAGAAGAUAAUACCCAAACUGAGGUUAAUGUUAAUGAAGAGGAGAAUCCAGUAAAUCAACAUCAAGAAGAAAAAGUUGCUGAAGAAAAGCUCAAUGAAGAAAAGGUCAAUGAACAAACGGUCAGUGAACAAAAGCCCAAUGAAGAAAAGGUUUCUGAGGAAAAAGUUUCUGAGGAAAAGGUUGAAGAAAAGGUCAAUGAUGAUCUAGAUCCUGCCUAUAUCUCUAAUGUACCCUUCGAUACAUCUAGCACUGAUUCCACAAGUGAUAAGGAAGAGAAACCUCAGGAGCCUGAGGAAGUAAUUAAAGCCGAGAAAGUAGAUAAUUUGGGAUUCAAUUUACCUCCUCAAAAACCUCUUCAAAAAGAACCAAAAUCUACAGAAUUAAAAUCUUCAGAACUAAAAUCUACAGAAUUAAAACCUGCUGAACCAAAACUCAAUAACAGACCAAAGGAUAGGGAGUUCAGUUUUACAGAUUUUGAUGGCUUUAUGGUUAAUAACCGCGAGGAUUUGUUAAAGUGCAUUAAUGACCCUCACGACUUUGUACUUGUGCUCGAUGAAUCUGAAAGUAUGUCCAAUUACAAUUGGAAGAAAUAUGUAAAGGAAGUUACGCUCCUCCUUGCCUCCUCAAUUUCACACCUUAAUAAGGAUAAUACUCUGUCAAUAGUACAUUACUCAAAUGUUCCAACCCUUAGACUUAACUUCCAAAAAAUUGAUCCUGAGGCUUUCCAAAAUACUUUAGAUAAGAUCAAUGAGAUGUUCCAGAUGAGACGCUCGUACGGCAAAAGUUACACUGGAAAAGCGCUCGAAUAUGUCAGACAGCAACUCCUGCACCUUCCUGAAAUCCCAGAGGGAAGUUCUUCAGAUUCUCCGAAAGCCAGUAACAAAGUGGUUAUAUUGAUGACUGAUGGGGCAGCAAAAGAUAUUGAGAAGGCCUAUAAUGAGUCCUUGGCACUGAGGUAUAACGGAGUUGAACUGUUUGUGUUCGCCGUAGGAUUUGUGAAUGAGGAAAACUGUAGGAAACUGGUCGGCUGCCCGAAUGAAGGCCACUGCACCAAUGUUUUCUAUUCAUCAUGGAACUCUAUAUUACUACAACUUCAGGAGCUUCUCAAGUUCAUGUGCAUAGAUUUGGGACGCAACGCAACCUGCAAGGAAUUCUGGUCAGACUUCAGUGACUGUUCUCGUCCUUGCGGCGGGGGUACCAAGAGGGCGACUUUCCUCAAGUUUACGACCUUAACGGAGGCAACAGCAGGUUCAGAUGGUAAAAAAGGUCUCACGUGUGAGGAUCAAUAUAGGUAUACAACUGACAAGGUUGUACGAUGUAAUGAGCAUCCAUGUCCGCCUGACCAGUCUACACUUUUGCAGGAUUUGAUUAAAGGAAAAAAUGGCCUGUCCACUGACACUGACAUGUUAAUGGAGGUGAAAAAGCACUUGAGAGAUGAUAACACCGUUGAUACUCACAUGAGGACAAAGAAUCUUGGGGAUAGGGUUCAUCAUAGACAUCAUUCUCACAGUUAUGCCCCUAAAAAAGUGCCUGAAAAGGAGCCUAAACCAGACCCAGUUGGGACUAAAAUUCUAAAUGACUUGCUGGAUGGGAAGAAAGAACCCGAUCCUCUGCCUUUCCAUUUGCUGGGUGAAAAUGAGCAUCAUGUACAGGUAGAACGUAUAUUGGAUCAAAGUGAAGUUGAUACUCCAGUACGUAAACAUACCCCAACAUCUCCCACUAAACCUUCAACAAGUCACUCUACUAGACAUACUCAACACGCUCAAACUGUACAUACUCCAAGUCAAGCAACUGUAUACACUCCACCUUCUCCAACUGUACAUACUCCAAGUCCUCCCACCGAAGAGGAUUCAAGUGUUCAAACUGAAUCUGAUCAGUCAGAUUUAGAUCUACCAGAAACUCCAUUGAAAGUUGAUCGAGAGGUCCAGACAAAGAACUUAGUGGAUCAGGCUAUGCAAACUGAGCGUGAAAAGGUUAGCAGCUCUUCACAGACAGAGAAUAACAAGGUUGAUGGAAGUUCACAAACCGUGAACAACAAAGUUGAUAGUUCAACUCAAACGGAUCCCGAUACGACACAAGAGCUUGGCACUCUAACAUAUGAUAGAUUAAAACAGCUUGUAAAUAGCGAGCAGGCCACGAAAAGUGGUCCAACUGAAGUAGUAAGUGCUGGCUUGGAUGUUGUGAAGGAGGGCGUGAAUAAAGUUGAUCAACACCUUAAGGAAACCAUACAACAAUUACAAGGAGGAAGAUGGAAAUUAUUUGUAUUAAAGUUUAAACAAAAAUUUAAACAAUUACUGGAAAAUGAAAACUUCAAAAAACUAAGCGCUGUAUUGAUAGUAAUAAUAUUAUCGGCAAUAUCAAUAUCAUUCUUUUCAUAUCUUUUCCUCAGAGAGAGAGAGCCUGUGCGUCGGUUAUUUGAUCCAAAUGAUCAAGAGUUUAUGAACGCAGGAGACGGAGAUGAUGUGGAACCUUCAGAAAACUACCAAGUCUCGAAUAUGGAGGAUGGAAUCUGGGCCUAA